This is a messenger RNA of Penicillium angulare, 1551 nucleotides long. RefSeq names its product allantoate permease family MFS transporter. Gene Ontology annotation, molecular function: transmembrane transporter activity. Lineage: Eukaryota; Fungi; Ascomycota; Eurotiomycetes; Eurotiales; Aspergillaceae. The transcript has 6 exons. The record is from RefSeq and is a predicted model, not a curated record. The coding region runs from base 1 to 1551 and encodes 516 amino acids. Gene Ontology annotation, cellular component: membrane. Gene Ontology annotation, biological process: transmembrane transport.
AUGGCUGAGUCAACGGACAAGCCAAGCCUGGAGAACGUCUCGCAUGUUUCAGAUCCAGAAAAAGUUUUGAAUGCCAAUGCAGAGAAGCUUUUGAGGCUCGAGGACCCUGACGCGGGACUCAGUGACGAAGAACGUGCGAAAAUUGAUCGGAAGCUAUUAUGGAAGCUCGAUAUCCGACUUGUUCCCUGGCUCAGUUUACUAUACUUAGCUUCGUUUCUCGAUAGAACAAAUAUCGGCAAUGCCAAAAUUGAUGGUCUGAGCAAAGACUUGGGCAUGUCAGGCCCCCAGUACAAUGCGACUCUAACAAUCUUCUUCGUUUCGUACUCGGUUUUUGAGCCCUUGACGAAUAUUCUGCUCAAGCGCUUGCGCCCGAGCAUCUUCAUUCCAAUCAUCAUGAUUUCCUGGGGCAUCUGCAUGACGCUAAUGGGUCUCGUUCACAAUUAUGCUGGACUAAUGGCUGUACGCUGGUUCUUGGGUCUAAGUGAAGCUGGACUCUUCCCAGGAGUAAGCUAUUUCUUAUCAUGCUGGUACAAGCGCUCCGAGUUUGGUGUUCGCAUGGCAAUCUUUUUCUCCGCAGCCGCAUUAGCCGGCUCUUUUGGUGGGCUGUUGGCAGCCGCUAUUUCCAAGAUGGAUGGCAUUGGAGGCAAAAAAGGGUGGUCUUGGAUCUUCAUCCUUGAGGGAUUGGCUACAGUCGUCAUUGGUGUAGCCUCCUUCUGGUGUGUCUAUGAUUUCCCCGAUCAAGCCAAAUUUCUGUCCGAGCAGGAUCGAGCUCGUGUUAUUCGUCGUCUCGCUCUAGAUCAGCAGUCAAGUGCUGAGCAUGAAGAGUUUAAAAUGUCCUACUUCUGGGCAAGUGUGAAAGACUGGAAGACUUGGCUCGGUGCUAUUAUCUAUAUGGGAGCGGAUGGCUCGCUAUAUGCUUUCUCCCUGUUUGUGCCGACGAUCAUUAGUGAACUAAUCCUCGCAGAAACUGAUUUUUAUGAUAUAGGCUACAGCUCCAUUCGCGCACAGCUCCUGAGUGUGCCCCCUUAUGCCGCCGCCGCUAUCCUGACUAUCAGUAUUGGUUUCAUUGCAGAUCGUACAAGACAGCGAGGACUUUGCAAUAUCGCAACUUCCAUGCUCGGAAUUGUGGGCUUUGCUAUGCUACUGGGAUGCGAGUCGCCCGGCGGUCGGUAUGCAGGAACAUUCCUUGGUGCGAUGGGGAUUUACCCGGGAAUCGCCAAUACGAUCUCAUGGGCAAGUAACAACAUUGAGGGAGUGUACAAGCGUGGUGUUUCUUUGGGAUUCAUUAUUGGCUGGGGAAAUCUUAACGGCAUCGUCUCCUCCAACAUCUACCGUGAUGCGGAUGCUCCACGCUAUUAUCCUGGGCACGGCGUUGUUCUGUCUUAUCUGGUUUUGUUUUUGUUUGGCGGCUCGAUCGUGCAGUAUUUCCUGUUGCGACGAGAGAAUGCUAAACGACGCCGUGGCGACCGAGAUAAAUUGAUCGAAGGCUUGGACCAACGCGAAAUUGAAGAGCUCGGUGAUAAGCGUCCUGAUUUCAUCUACACUCUAUAA